This is a messenger RNA of Westerdykella ornata, 1671 nucleotides long. Its product is annotated as DUF185-domain-containing protein. The record is from RefSeq and is a predicted model, not a curated record. Gene Ontology annotation, biological process: mitochondrial respiratory chain complex I assembly. NCBI's taxonomy places the organism in Eukaryota, Fungi, Ascomycota, Dothideomycetes, Pleosporales, Sporormiaceae. The coding region runs from base 1 to 1671 and encodes 556 amino acids. Gene Ontology annotation, molecular function: protein-arginine omega-N symmetric methyltransferase activity. The transcript is spliced from 4 exons. Gene Ontology annotation, cellular component: mitochondrion.
AUGCAAACUCUUUCCAUAUUCCGGGGGGCGCUGCGGUGUCGCGGACCACAGCGCGCAAUCAUACACAGAGGUGCGCAAUUCGGCAUCCGGUGGUCGUCUAAUGCGACGGCGAGCGCGGACGGGGAGAGGCGGUGGUCGACGCCGCUGGCGAAGUCGCUGGCUGAGGCGAUAUCUACCACCGGACCCAUCUCCGUGGCAUCGUACAUGCGCCAAUGCCUCACGUCGCCCGAAGGCGGAUACUACACGCGACACACGGCGGGGCGCGAUCAAUUCGGCGCGAAGGGGGACUUCAUUACGAGUCCCGAGAUUAGUCAGGUCUUCGGCGAAAUGGUGGGGAUAUGGCUGUAUACGGAGUGGUUGGCGCAGGGCAGGAAAGAAAAGGUGCAGCUGGUUGAGGUGGGACCUGGGAGGGGGACACUGAUGGAUGACGUCCUGAGGACCAUCACGUCGUUCAAGCCGUUUGCGGACAGUCUCGAGGCCAUCUACAUGAUUGAAGCGUCGCCGCAUCUCCGGGCGCAGCAGUCGCGGCUGCUUUGCGGCAACGAGGACCUAAAAACAACAGACUUAGGGUGGACGAAUACCUGUAAAGAUAUACCUGGAUGUCAAAUCAUUUGGGCGGAGGACUUGCGAUUCGUUCGGAAGGAAGCAACACCCAAUCCGUUCAUCCUGGCCCACGAAUUCUUCGACGCCCUCCCCAUCCACGUCUUCCAGAACGUGGCGUCCUCCAGCAUCCCCCCCUCGUCUACCAUCCUCACCCCAACGGGGCCUAUAAAACCCAGAGACGGCUCGACGCAUGCGCCGCAGAACCAGUGGCAUGAACUCGUCGUCACGCCAGUGCCGCCGUCGUCCACGUCCUUCACAGCAUCGAGCGGCGACAACAAGGCAGAAGAGAGACCGGAAUUCCAGCUCACGGUAUCAAAGUCCCCCACACCGCAUAGUUUGUACCUCCCGCAGCUGUCGGAGCGAUACAAGGCCCUCGCGAAGACCCCCGGCGCCAUCAUCGAGAUCAGCCCCGAGAGCCUAGCGUACGUGGCCGAUUUCGCGACCCGCAUCGGGGGCGAGGAUCCUACUCAUUCUCCUUCACCGAAAGCCACCCACACCGCAUCACCAUCAACAUCCACCUCACGGCAGAACCCCACAUCCUCUCAAUCAACAGUAACAUCAACAACACCGUUCAAAAAACAUCCCUCCGGCUGCGCCCUCAUCCUCGACUACGGUCCCGCCUCGACCAUACCCGCCAACACGCUCCGCGGCAUACGCGCGCACAAGCUCGUCUCGCCCUUCAUCGGCGCAGGCACCGUCGAUCUCUCCGCCGACGUGGAUUUCCUGGCCCUGGCGGAGACGGCCAUCAAGAGCUCGCCUGGAGUGGAAGUGCAUGGACCCGUUGAGCAGGGCUGGUGGUUACAGGGUCUUGGGGUUGGUGAGAGGGUGAAGCGGUUGGUGAGGAUGCAAAGGGCGAGGCUUGAGGCUGUGGAGAAGGGUGAGGGAAAGGCGGAGGAUGCGCAGAAGUUGGAGGAGGAGAUGAAGAGGUUGGAGAGCGGGUAUAAGAGGCUGGUGGAUCGGGGCCCCACGGGUAUGGGCAGGAUUUACAAGGCGUUGGCGGUGCUGCCGUUUGAUGAGGCGGCGCCGGUAAGGCGACCGGUGGGGUUUGGCGGCGAUGUUGUGGCAUAG